CAAGCCGGCAAGCCGGCUACUAGUAAGCACGCGUAGUGCACUGCAGCGCUCACUUGGACGUGUUCUGUUGCUUCGUUGUCCACGCCGCCGCUGCUUGGACCGUAAGCGCAGAGGGCACGGCUGCCCACCGGGCUGCCCAUCAAAAGCCUCAUGGCAAUGGACAUGAAGGCCUGCGAAGCCGUCGCGGUCGUGGCCGAAGCGGUGCCGAUCACGGCCGAAUUAAUACAAGACGCCGACGCCAAGUUAUACGACGACGCGCCCGUGGCGGCGGUGUGGUGCGACCCCGCGCCCGCCGACGCGAAGCACUGCAUCGAACUGGAGGCGAAGGAGCUAGACGUGCGGGCGGAUCCCGAUGGCGUCCGACGGAGAGUGGUUGUAUUAAGGGACGCGCUCGUCCGCGGCGCGCCGCUAGACCUGCGCGACGACGCGGCGUCGGGGGGUCUCGAGGACGCGGCGGCCCUGAGUCUGAGGGACGCGGACCUCGGGAGGACGCUGCUGCACCACGCCGCGGAUCUCGGUCGCGCGGACGCCGUGCGCGAAUUGCUAGAGUACGCAGGUUCGCGUUCGCGAGAGUACUGCGCGAUGCGCGACGAGCGAGGAAGUACCGCGCUCGACCUGGCGCGCGACGGCGCCUGCGCGGCGCUGCUGCGCCCGCACGACGACGGCGCGGAGGCCAAGUAGUCGUCCCUGUAUACGUCCGCCUCGACGCCAUCGACGUGCACUCCCCUCUGUGUGUCUCCCCACGUCCUAGACCCACGUCCUCGUCCACUUUCACGCCAGCGACGCGGCGCUUCUCUCUUAAACUGUGAUAAACUAUUGAUAUAC
Messenger RNA from Pelagomonas calceolata, 825 nucleotides. Lineage: Eukaryota; Pelagophyceae; Pelagomonadales; Pelagomonadaceae. The record is from the annotation of a GenBank genome assembly.